UGUUCAUGAAAUCAUUCGCAAGUGAACCGAGCUGGCCGGACAGCGCAGUGUGCCGACUUUACCACGUUGGAUAGAGUAUGGGACAGAAGACGUGAACACAAACAACUGGACUUGAUGUCAUUUUCUUUCUUGUAUCUUUUGUUGUUGCUGAAAAGAGAUUUGAUAUUUUCGUGAGAGGAUAUUGGAUUUCCCGUGCAGAUUGUACAUGAUAUAUUCAGCACAGAAGGGUUUCUUAUGAAGCACAAAUACAUUUUUAAGAAUUGAAUAACAGCUGCUUACUGACUGCCAAACCUUUUUAAUAUUUAUUAUUAUUAUUAUUUUAUUUUUGAUCUGGUCUCUGGGUGUAUUCAAACUCAUCCAGUAAGAACAAAGGUGUUUGAAAAACAAGUUAGACUGGAACUGAAAUUCGGGAAGAAUUGAAACUACCAAGAAGAUACGUCUACUGACUGUCAUACUGAGUACAAACUAAACUCCAGCAGCGCCAAGUCGCUACUUCAGUUCUGAAACUAAACUCUAGCAGCACCAAGUCGAUACUUCAGUUCUGAAACUAAACUCUAGCAGCGCGCUAAGGAAUUCUGUUGCCAGCUUCAAACGGUCAUGCUUCGCUUCGUAUGAACGUCGCGGGAUACAACCUUGUGGGGUUUCAGCUUCAAAAGGAACAGUAAGUUUUGUUUUUUUUUUAGUGUGGGAACAAAGCAGUUUUGUGGUUACUAAGGGUACUUAAUAGUUUUCUGAAAAGCAAAGAAAAAAGUUAGAACCAUCAAUAAAAGUUUGGAAUUCCAUCUGGAUCCUUGGCUUCGUUGAUGUUGACGUUUACACACGGCACUUUGGCAGUAGAUAGUUCUGCUUUUUUAAGUUUUGGAUUUCUGAACUUGGUCCCAGAUUAAAUUUGCCCCGGUGUUGUCCCGUGGCACUGUGACCGGGUCUCACAAGCGCCACCAUGCUGCGCAAUGGAAACGCUCAAGAAAACCCGACCCAGACCGAAGCAGAUGGAAAUGCCCUCUCAGAGCCCGCGACCAGCCCCACACAUUUCCCCCUCCCCAACUACCCCAAACUGGAGAUCAAAAAGAACGCCGUGACUGACGACUUCAAAGUCUCCAGCCGGGUCCUGGGGCUGGGCAUCAAUGGAAAAGUACUGGAGUGCUACAGCAAGAAAACCGGGGAGAAGUGCGCGCUGAAGAUCCUGCACGACAGCCCGAAGGCUCGGCGCGAGGUGGAGCUGCACUGGAGAGUGUCCGGCGGGCCCCACGUGGUGAGGAUCAUCAACCUGUACGAGAACAUGCACCAUGGCAACAAGUGCCUCCUCAUCGUCAUGGAGUGCAUGGAGGGAGGGGAGCUGUUCAGCAGGAUCCAGGCUCGGGGAGACCAAGCGUUCACUGAAAGGGAGGCGUCGGAAAUCAUGCGAGAUAUCGGCACGGCUAUCGAGUACCUCCAUCUGAUGAACAUUGCUCACCGAGACGUGAAGCCUGAGAACCUGCUGUACACAGUGAAGGAACAGAACGCUGUUCUCAAGCUCACAGACUUCGGCUUUGCGAAGGAGACCACGAUGCACAACUCGCUGCAGACACCCUGUUACACUCCCUAUUACGUGGCUCCGGAGGUGCUGGGCCCAGAGAAGUACGACAAGUCCUGUGACAUGUGGUCUCUGGGAGUCAUCAUGUACAUCCUUCUGUGUGGAUUCCCUCCCUUCUACUCCAACACGGGCCAGGCCAUUUCUCCCGGGAUGAAGCGGCGGAUCCGCAUGGGCCAGUACGAGUUUCCCAACCCAGAGUGGGCGGAAGUCUCGGAGGAAGCGAAGCAGCUGAUUCACCAGUUGUUGAAGACAGACCCCAGUGAGAGAAUGGCAAUCUCACAGUUCAUGAACCACCCCUGGAUCAAUCAGUCGAUGGUGGUGCCACCCACACCCCUGCACACAACGAGGGUCCUGCAGGAGGACAGGGAGAUGUGGGACGAGGUCAAGGAGGAGAUGACCAGUGCUUUGGCCACGAUGCGCGUCGACUACGACCAGGUCAAGAUCAAGGAUCUGGACACCUCCAGCAACCCACUGCUCAACAAGCGGAGGAAGAAAGGGGCGGGGGGCAGGGGGGGCUCGUCCACAGUGUGCAACAGCCAGUGAAGACUCCCCCAAACCAAACUGCAGCUCUGCACUGUGCGGGAACGAGCGGAUCACAAUAGGAAGAACACACUGUGUGUGUGCGUGUGCGUGCGUGUGUGUGUGUGUGGC
Acipenser ruthenus (sterlet) is the source of this 2224-nucleotide messenger RNA. RefSeq names its product MAP kinase-activated protein kinase 2-like. NCBI's taxonomy places the organism in Eukaryota, Metazoa, Chordata, Actinopteri, Acipenseriformes, Acipenseridae. Gene Ontology annotation, biological process: peptidyl-serine phosphorylation; response to cytokine; toll-like receptor signaling pathway. Gene Ontology annotation, molecular function: calmodulin binding; mitogen-activated protein kinase binding; calcium-dependent protein serine/threonine kinase activity. The record is from RefSeq and is a predicted model, not a curated record. The transcript has 10 exons. Gene Ontology annotation, cellular component: cytoplasm; nucleus. Bases 941 to 2116 code for a protein of 391 amino acids.